Molecule: messenger RNA, 357 nt
Organism: Lobosporangium transversale
Lineage: Eukaryota; Fungi; Mortierellomycota; Mortierellomycetes; Mortierellales; Mortierellaceae
Exons: 1
Coding region: 1-357 (118 amino acids)
Molecular function (GO): protein binding
Source: RefSeq, a predicted model, not a curated record
AUGGCCAAAGUUCCACAAGACUAUGUGAUUGCCACUGACUGGCUUAAGGCAGUCAAUCAAGAUAAGACCACCGCUCAGAGUGACCUAGGCUACAUGCACACUCAAUGCAAAGAAGCUUCUCAGGAUUAUUCCAUUGUCGUUGACUGGCAUCUCAAUACAGCAAAGCAAGGGCAUGACACCGCUCAGUAUUACCUAGGCUAUAUGUACGAACACAAUAAAGCAGUACCAAAAGACUAUUCGAUAGCUCUCGAGUGCUAUCAAAAGACAAGCUCCCAAGGAUACGUUGAUGCUCUGUAUCUCAGAAGUUUAAUGAAUCAAGCUCCUAAGGAUCACGUUAACCGAAGCAUUGAUGCCUAA